GUAGUUUGUUGAAUAACUCGAUCGAGAUAGACCUAUCGCUAUCGGUGUAGCAUUCAAGUAGGGAGGUGGCCAUGAACAGCAUUGAAUCGUCGGAGCUCAGGAAGGUGUUCCAAAUGUUCGACAAGAAUGGCGAUGGCCAGAUCACGAAGAAAGAGCUAGGGGAGUCGCUCAAGAACCUGGGCAUCCACAUCUCUGAUGACGAGCUCGAUGCCACGAUGGACAAGAUCGAUGCCAAUGGUGACGGGUGCGUAGACGUCGAGGAGUUCGGAAAGCUCUACCGCUCCAUCGUCGGCGAGGGCCAAGUGGACAAGCACGACGAGGAAGAGGACAUGCGGGAGGCAUUCAACGUCUUCGACCAGAACGGUGACGGCUUCAUCACCGUGGAGGAGCUGCGGUCUGUGCUGUCCAGCCUCGGCCUCAAGCAAGGUCGCACGGCCGAGGAUUGCCGUAAGAUGAUCAGCAAGGUCGAUGCCGACGGCGACGGGCGCGUCGACUUCACAGAGUUCAAGCAGAUGAUGCGCGGCGGCGGGUUUGAUGCACUUGGUACAUGAUCGGGACUUUGGAGGAUUGAAGAUGCCUUAAUAUAAUUGCGUGGAUGGUAAGGGCGUUGUAGAUACUUCGUUCAUUAAAAUGGUUCGCAUGGUACGGAUGUGGCAAUCUAAUGACAUUUCUUCAUUAGUUAAUUAUUUGGUUUGGUGAA
This is a messenger RNA of Zea mays, 700 nucleotides long. RefSeq names its product EF hand family protein. The record is from RefSeq and is marked provisional. Lineage: Eukaryota; Viridiplantae; Streptophyta; Magnoliopsida; Poales; Poaceae. Gene Ontology annotation, molecular function: calcium ion binding.